Molecule: messenger RNA, 11351 nt
Organism: Homarus americanus (American lobster)
Lineage: Eukaryota; Metazoa; Arthropoda; Malacostraca; Decapoda; Nephropidae
Gene: Dscam1
Product: Down syndrome cell adhesion molecule-like protein Dscam2
Exons: 42
Coding region: 291-6299 (2002 amino acids)
Biological process (GO): dendrite self-avoidance; axon guidance; homophilic cell-cell adhesion
Cellular component (GO): plasma membrane; axon
Molecular function (GO): cell-cell adhesion mediator activity
Source: RefSeq, a predicted model, not a curated record
CCCGAGAACCGUGUAGACUUCAGCAACUCCACCGGCGCCAACAUCCACUGCUCUGUACGCGGCCACCCCAAACCCACCGUCGUCUGGGUCCGUGCUGAAGAUGGUACUGCUAUUGGUGAUGUUCCCGGCCUUAGGAAGGUUUUGGCAAAUGGCACUCUUAUGUUCCCUCCUUCCGCGCUGAAGACUACCGCCAGGAGUCCGCCCAGGUCUACCGCUGCCAGGCUACCAACCCUCACGGCACCGUUCACUCCAGGGAUGUCCACGUCAGGGCAGUGGUGCACCAGGAGUACAUGACAGACGUAAGCUUGGAGUACGUGAUCCGGGGUAACUCAGCCAUCCUCAAGUGUAACAUCCCCUCCUUCGUCGCCGACUUCGUCAGCGUACAGUCCUGGGUCACCGAUCAAGGCCAGACUUAUUAUCCCUCUGACGAUUAUGACGGCAAGUACCUCGUCCUGCCUUCUGGCGAAUUGCACAUCCGCUCCGUGAGUUCCGAGGACGGCUUCAAGAGCUACAAGUGUCGCACCGUGCACCGCCUCACCCAGGAGACCCGCCUCUCUGCUACUGCUGGACGUCUUGUCAUCUCCGAUCCGGUGGGGUUCUCGGCGCCCAAGUUCACAUGGGAGGAACGUGUCAACACCCUCCUGACGGUGGUGAAGCCCCUAGGCACCAGCGUCUCCCUCUUCUGUGAGGCUCAAGGCUUCCCCGUCCCUCUUGUGCGGUGGUUCAAGUUCUCAGAAAAUGGUCGCAAGGCUUCAGUUGAAUUGGGAGAACGUGUGAAGCAAGUUGGAGGCACCCUGAUUAUCCGUGAAGCAAAGGUUGAUGAUUCUGGCAAAUACUUGUGUGUUGUCAAUAACUCAGUUGGUGGUGAGAGUGUUGAGACUGUCUUGACUGUUACAGCUCCCCUCAGUGCUCAGGUUGAACCAAGUGUACAGACUGUUGAGUUUGGUCGCCCUGCCACCUUCACCUGCACAUACCGCGGCAACCCCGUCAAAUCUGUUACCUGGCUUAAGGAUGGUGAACCUAUCAAUCACAAGGAAGCAGUGCUGCGCAUUGACAGUGUGGGACGAGAGGACAAGGGCAUGUACCAGUGCUUCGUGAGGAAUGACCAGGAAUCUGCUCAAGCAACAGCUGAACUUAAACUUGGAGGACGAUUUGAACCCCCACAACUGACAUACACCUUUGAGACCUCCACCCUGCAGCCCGGACCCUCAGUGUUCCUCAAGUGUGUGGCAGCCGGAAACCCAACUCCUGAGAUCGCCUGGGAACUUGAUGGCACCCGCCUCUCAAACUCUGAAAGGAUGCAAGUUGGCCAGUACGUGACUGUUAAUGGAGAAGUCGUGAGCCACUUGAAUAUCUCUGCAGUUCACACAAAUGAUGGUGGCCUCUAUGCCUGUGUUGCCUCUUCCACUGUAGGUUCAGUCAAACAUGCAGCCCGACUCAACGUUUACGGAUUGCCUUACAUUAGGCCUAUGGACAAGGUUGCAGUUGUUGCUGGAGAGAACAUGGUUGUCCACUGCCCUGUUGCUGGCUACCCCAUUGAUUCAAUUGUCUGGGAGAAGACUGGCCGAAUGCUUCCCAUCAACCGUCGUCAGAAGACCUUCACCAAUGGCACACUGAUUGUUGAAGCUGUUGGGCGUAACUCAGAUCAGGGAAGGUACACAUGUGUGGCUCGCAACAGUCAGGGAUACACUGCUCGUGGCGAUCUUGAUGUCCAAGUUAUGGAACCCCCACAGAUCUACCCUUUUGUGGUUGCUGGUGAACCUGAUGUAGGAUCAGAGUAUUUGGUGCACUGCAUAGUUGUGGCUGGGGAUUCUCCCAUUAACCUCACCUGGUAUAAGGAUGGUCAGCCCGUCAUUCCUGCAAGGAUGGAUUCAAGUCCCCAUGACCUGUGGCAGGCCCCAGGUGAUCGGCGCGAACGUAGGCAUCCCAUAGAGGACUCUUGUGGACCUCUGUCUGUGAAUGAUAAUGUGACUUCUGAACUCGAUGGUCCUGGUGAUGAAGCCACAGAUGUAGUGAGUGAGAAGGAGGGUGUGGAUCCUCGUGUGGUGGUGAAUCAGCUAGGUGACCGAUACUCGGAGCUAAAGUUCACGGCACUCUGUCCUCACCACUCGGGAAACUACAAGUGUGUGGCAGCCAACCUGGUGGGCUCAGCUGAAUUUUCUGAUACUUUGAUUGUUCGGGUACCACCUCGCUGGAUUGUGGAGCCCACAGACAAGGCAUUUGCCCUGGGAAGUGAUGCCAGACUUGAAUGUAAGGCUGAUGGAUUCCCCAGACCCUCCCUUGGAUGGAAGAAAGCUGCAGGUCGCACUCCUGGAGAUUACCGAGACCUUAGUGUUAACAAUCCCAAUGUUAAGGUGACUGAUGAUGGCACUCUGCAGAUUGGCAAUAUCCAGAAGUCUCAUGAAGGAUACUAUCUGUGUGAAGCCAACAAUGGUAUUGGUGCUGGUCUGUCCACGGUUAUCUACGUCAGGGUACAAGCUCCACCUCAGUUCAAGAUCCAGUAUCGCAAUCAGACUGCCAGCCGAGGAGAUGAUGCCGUUCUGGAGUGUGAAGCUGAAGGAGAAACUCCCAUUGGUAUUCUGUGGAGUAAGAAUAAGCAUAGCAUUGACCCAGCCAACGAGCCAAGGUACACCAUCCGUGAGGAAAUGCGUGGUGGCGGUGUUCACAGCAGCCUCAGCAUUAAGACAACUGACCGAUCAGACUCUGCUGUUUACACCUGUGUGGCCACCAAUGCUUUUGGAAGUGCUGACACCAACAUCAACCUCAUCAUUCAGGAACAUCCAGAACAGCCCAACAGCCUGAAGGUCCUGGACAAGAGUGGUCGCUCUGUGGAACUCUCCUGGACACCUCCCUACGACGGAAACUCUCCCAUCACUCGCUACAUUGUGGAAUAUAAACUGAGCCGCCGAAACUGGGAAACUGAUGGUGAACGCAUGAUGGUACCAGGUGACCAGAACAUGGCCGCUGUGUUGGAUCUUCGCCCAGCAACAACAUACCAUCUUCGCAUUGUCGCAAGGAAUGAAAUUGGUGACUCCGACCCCUCUGACACUGUUACAAUUAUCACUGCUGAAGAAGCUCCCAGCGGCCCCCCACGUGAUCUCAAGGUUGAAGCUGUUGAUCAGAGCUCCCUGCGAGUGACCUGGAAGCAACCUCUGAAGGAGGAAUGGAAUGGUGAUAUUCAGGGUUACCAAGUGGGCUAUCGUCUUGCUGCAUCUAACAACUCCUAUGUUUAUGAGACCGUUGAAUUUAGCAAGGAAAUGGGCAAGGAACAUCACCUCGUCAUCUCCAAACUUAAGGUUUACACAGAAUAUGCUGUAGUUGUAUCUGCUUUCAACAAAAUUGGACAGGGACCAAAAACUGAUGAAAUCCGAGCUUACACUGCAGAAGGUACACCCCAGCAGCCUCCCCAGGAUGUGACUUGCACCACCCUCACCUCCCAGACCAUCCGAGUGUCCUGGUCCUCACCACCUCUUGAAACUGUACAGGGAGUCAUCAAGGGUUACAAGGUCAUUUAUGGACCCUCUGACACCUGGUAUGACGAGGAGAGCAAAGACACCAAGAUCACAGGUUCCACUGAGACUCACCUCCAUGGCCUUCAGAAGUAUACCAACUACAGCCUGCAGGUCCUGGCCUUCACAUCUGGUGGUGAAGGAGUUCGCUCACAGCCCAUCCACUGUCAGACUGACCAAGAUAUCCCAGAGUCACCCACAUCUGUCAAGGCCUUGGUUAUGUCUGAGAACUCAAUUCUUGUGUCUUGGCUGCCACCUGAGCGCCCCAAUGGUAUUAUUACACAGUACACCGUUUACUACAAGGAGCAUGGCAAGAGCGAUACCGAGACUAUUCAGCAAAAGCUACUGGCAUCUCAACUGAGUUAUGAAGCAACUGGACUGAAGCAGCGUGAUGACUAUGUAUUCUGGGUAACGGCCUCCACUACUGUUGGUGAAGGAGAGAUGUCCCAGUUAGUUCACUUGAAGCUCUCUAACAAAGUUCCUGCUAAGAUUGCAUCCUUUGAUGAUGAAUAUUUGGCUACAUACAAGGAAGAUGUGAAACUCAUGUGCCAAGCUGUUGGAUUACCAAACCCUGACAUCAGGUGGACAAUCCGUGGAGAACCCUUCGUCCCUAAUGAUCGCAUGCGACUAUUGUCCGAGGGCUCCCUCCUGAUCCGUGAAGUAUCCCGUGAUGAUGCUGGAGAAUACACCUGCCACGUGGAGAAUCCUUAUGGCCAAGAUACUGUCACCCACAAGCUUCUUAUCCAGGCUCCUCCUCAUCCUCCGGAAAUCACACUUCAGUCCACAACCACCAACAUAAUUGAAGUCAAGAUCAAGCCCUCAGUCAUUGAUGAUACAACCCCCAUCCACGGAUACACCAUCUUUUACAAGCCCGAGUUCAGCACCUGGGAGACUGUACAAGUUCCUUCCGCUACAAGAACCUACACUCUCGAGGGUCUGUGGUGUGGAUCUCGUUAUCAGAUUUAUGCUUCAGCUUAUAACAAGAUUGGAACCGGUGAAUCAUCAGAGAUUCUCAACACUCGCACAAAGGGCAAGAAACCUGAGGUUCCCGAGGUGCAUCGCUUUGUUGAGGUUACCUCCUCCUCCAUCUCCCUUCACCUUAACGCUUGGCUCGAUGGUGGCUGCCCCAUGAACUACUUUGUUGUGGAAUACAAGGCCAGGCAUCAGGCUGAAUGGACAAUGGCCAGCAACCAGGUGAAGCCCACUGGCAACUACGUGAUCAUGGAACUAACACCAGCAACUUGGUACAACCUCCGUAUCUCUGCCCAUAACAACGCUGGCUCCUCAGUGGCUGAAUAUGACUGUGCAACUCUUACACUUACUGGUGCCACGUUGCCGCCGACCGUCAUGGACAGCCACGUAACCUGGCUUCCUGAUUGGUGGCCGAAGUGGCUGGAUCUCAAUGUCCUGGUCCCCGUUAUUGCCACCAUCGUCGUCAUCAUUGUGGGCAUUGUUGUCAUCUGCGUGGCAGUUACUCGUCGCAAGAACGGCAUUGAGAACUUGAGACUGCGAGAGGAAGUGUACCAGCAGUACCAGUACAACGCCAGCAUGCCACCACCUUCCACCAUGGACAAACGUCACCCAGGUUUCCGCGAGGAGCUCGGCUACAUUCCACCACCCAACCGUAAACUCCCACCUGUUCCAGGCUCACAGUAUAAUACUUGCGACCGUAUUAAGCGAGGUGGGGGGUCGGGUCGCGGCACACAUGCCACCUGGGACCCAAGACGCCCAAUGUACGAGGAACUCUCCCUCCAUCCCCCCCCUGGACGACGUAUUCCCCCUGGAGGGCCUCCUCAACCCCGUGGCUCCCAGGACACCCUAAGAUCAGGUGGAGAUGAUGAAAUCUGUCCCUAUGCAACUUUCCACCUGCUUGGAUUCCGUGAGGAAAUGGACCCACAACAGGCUGGCAACAACUUCCAGACAUUCCCCUACCAGAAUGGCCAUGGCUCUCAGCAGAACUUUGUCAACUCUCCUGCUUCUAGGAGUAUGCCACGUCAUGGGUCUGGCAACUACUACAGCUGCGUUACUGGAGACUAUAACUGUGGCCAUACCCCGAACGAAGGCCACCAGCCUCGUCACGGGUCUGGCAACUACUACUCGUGUGUGGCUGGGGAGUAUGGCUCGGGUGGUCCCCCUAGCAGCACCUACUACUCAACUGUCCCUGGUGACAUGACCACCUCACGCAUGAGCAACUCUACCUUCUCCCCAACUUAUGAUGACCCAGCUCGUUCUGACGAGGAGAGUGACCAGUAUGGCGGCUCAACAUAUUCUGGUGGUGGACCUUACGCUCGGGCAAUUGACUCCGUGUCCCAGAGUGGAACUGCUAAACGUUUAAAUGGAGGUCCCCUUCCUGGAGCUGGUUUCUUUUGGCCUCAGGGCAGUGAGCAUAGAUUCUUCAUGAACCGCGGCAGCACCUCUGGCAGCACAGGCCAUGGAUCACCCGAGCCUCCUCCUCCACCUCCUCCACGUAAUGGAGAUCUUCCUCUUGACUCCUCUGGCCUUGCCUCGUCCUUGAAUGACUCAAACAAUUCCACAGCCUCCAAUCAGUUCUCUGAGGCUGAGUGCGAUCAUGAUCUUGUUCAGCGUAACUAUGGAGAGAAACAUAGCGUACAAGCCACUCCAGACUGGAAGAAAGACUCUGGGAUACUUAAAGUCUCCAAAAGAUCAUUGAUUGAUAUGACUAUGAAUGAAGGUGGUACUCAAAGCAGCAACUUUCCUCUUGCAGUGAAGGCUACCAAGAGCACAGAGGAGAUGCGCAAACUCCUGGACAAGAAACUGGUUAAGAGCUAAAUGAAGCAGCAGCCCACAUUCAAAAUGGAGGCUUAAGGAUGGUGAGUGAUGAGAUGAACGUGUGAGGUCCUCCAUACCCCGUUGCAGGACCUCCUCAACCCCCGUGCCAUACAAGGCAACCUGGUUACCACCCCACGUCACUAACCACUGAUCGUUGAUACUGAACACCCCUGUUGAACACAGAUACUCGACACUACACAAGAUAUACUAAACAAGAAUAUAUUAUCGAAAAUUACAAGAAGAAUCUGGCAACCCCUGGAUGCAACACUACUGAAAUAAAAGCACAGAGGUAAUGGAUGGCCUAUGGCUGAGUUCAUACAGAUGACAUGAUACAAAAGGAAUUCAAGACAAAAAGAAUUCAGCAAUUAAGCAAUGAAAAAUCUUUAUGCACCCCUUACGAAGUUGAUGCUCUCUACGUAAGAUUAGAUUUGAAGGCCUGAAAGUAUAAAACUGUCUAGAGUUGACAAGAUGAAGAAAACCUUAGCAGUGAAAGAAAGGCAUAUCUUGGCUAGUUCUUUAUGUGUUCAUAGGGGUGCCCCAAUUCUUCUUUGUUGUUACUGCGUCACAUCCCCCCUCCCCCCCGCUCAUGAGAUUAAUUAACCUGCUGCGGACUCCAUUGUUGUACUCCCUCAUUACCACCGCAAGCCCACGCUGAUUGACGUUUAUGCUUUGAGUGUUUCUUGCAGUGUUGUGUAUCACAUAAUGGUAGCAGUAUUCUUUCUCUGCCCUGUGCUCAGUUUGAAAUCUGAAUAUGAAAGCAAGUGCUUCUGUUGUAGUGUUUUUGCACCGGUAUUUUGAGGGCCACACCGUCAAUAAUGCAUUUAUUAUGCAGUAAAUCCCUACCCAUAGCAGUUAAUGGAUUGUCUUCUGUGGCGAUUGGACCAUAAGUGCUGUGCGAUAGUAUGAAAUGAACUAAGUAUUGCUGUGUGAAUCAUCCAUGACGGUGCUACUUGGAAGUGACUCUCGACUUGUUUGGUGUUCUACGUACUUUGUGAUACGACCCAAGUCUAGUCAAGGGCGGGGGACAAAACUGUGUAUGUUUGCCUGAACCUUUGUGACGCAUAUGUAACCAGUAAGCUCAGUUUUACUAUUUUUUACGAAUUUACCAGCAAGUAGUCCAAUUGAGGAGUGAGACAGAGAGACUGGCAAGAAAAAGGGAUAUAAUCUGGGAGAAGGAGUCAUUUACAUUUAGCUAAAAUGCAGAGUCAACUUCUAGAUCAUGGUUGUUCAGUGAUGCUUGGCUACAGGGGUACAUAUACUGAGAUUCUGCAUUUAUUCACCUUUAAUUAUAUUACAUAUGAUAACCAAGACCAUGACAUGAUUUUAAUGAUAUAUUAAUCACCCAGGUGCAUCCCUGUUAGUGCACAAACCAAAUGCCAUCUCCCUGUCUGCUCACUUGCCGCAGCGUUCCUAGGUGUUGCUUAAUUUCCGCAGCUUGCAAGACAAUAUGUGACUCAACCAGCAAUUUUGGAUCUUACUCAGGGCUACAUUAUGGCACAUUUUAUGCUUGCUAUAAAGGAAAGUUUUAUUAAAAGCUAAAAAUGAGGACAAAAUUGCUGGGUAUCACAAUAUCCACAUAUAAAAUGUAUUGUAAGGCAUCUUGCUAGGUAAUAUUUUAUUUGUAUAUUGAAUUCAUCAGUCUUAGGAACAAGUUGGCGAACUCUCAUUGCCAAUUUAUCAGUUUCUACUUAAAGCUGUUUCCAUUGUAAACAUUUCUUACGAAUAUAAGACAAAAUGUUGACGUGUAAGUAUGUGUGCAUUGCUUCUUCAUAGUGUUAGAACUGUGUGAAAGUGGAUAUUAUAUUAUGAUAGGUAAUAAGUCGUUGCAGAACUGUUGUACUUCUAUGAUACAUAUUGGCAGAUUUCUCAUGCAGGUGUCCGACAAUAGCUGUAACCCUCAAGUCCUUGGAGCAAUGUUUUGGAAGUCUGAGAAAGUUUACAGUUUCAAACAGAUUUAUGUUAGGGUUCUGUUCCAAGAUAUAUGAAAGUACUUGUGUUGUGGUUAUGACUUAUUUAAAGUCAUAAGCUCAGUACAAAAAGUUAAUGUUGCACGAUACCUUGAACCUGCAUAACAUCAGUUUUUAACUAGUGUUGAUCUCAUUCGACUGAAACCUGCCGAUAUCUUCCAUAAGCUCAAGUGUAAUACAUGUAGUUUCUGAUAAAUGUUGCCAGUGUAAUUUAUGCCUGUCCUAAACAAUUAUUCAAAUAUUGAUUUGCAAUUUACUGGUAAUGGAAAUACUGAAGUGCAUUACCACCAGAAUUGUAGAGAAGUCAUGCUUUCUAUCUAUGCAUAUCUAUAAUUUUAUCCCCAAAAUGAUCAGAAAAUAAAUUCCCCAAAAAGUAUAAAAUGCUCAAACUGUUUGAGUAGAUAAAUGAAUGCUUUUUCUACUGCUUUUAGGUAGGAUUAAUUAAUGUUGAAAACUCAGUAUUAGGCAAUAUUGACAUACAUGCAAGGCAUUUAAAGCACAUUUUCUUGGAUUUUCAUUCUACUGACAAUUUUUGUAAUGUAUGUUAAGCAUUGUGUCUGUCUGUUACUGAUUUGUUUGUACCAUUUCUAUACACAUAAGAUAUGUGUGAUUUAAGCUUCAUAGUAGAGAGCGCUUGUCGUUAUCUUGACCAGGGAGGGUGGGUGCUAAUGGGAGGGGGACACUAUGUGGCAUCAAAUUCCAUCUUGGCCAAAGACCAACUAUAGGCUCUUCAUUAAUAUAUCAGCUGAAAAUAAUAAGGUGCAGCGAGACUUAGUUUUGUUACUCAUUCAAUAGUAUCUCGGUGAAAUGAUAUAUUUUUCUUCGAGACCAAUUAUGUAACAUGGUUAAGAUCAUAUACAAUUUAUUCUUUAAAGCAUGAUGAGCCUUUGAAAAUGAGAAUGAUGACUCCAUAGUGAAAUGAUACAUACUCAGAAAAAUCAUUAAAAUGAUACAUUAUACAAACAGUGGACAUAGUGGACAACUACUGUAAAUUCAAAAUGACCGAUGACAUCUCAUUCCUAAAUCUGGCAGUUUUUUAGGGGGAUAAACUUGUCCAGAUCCAGGAAUGAUCACACCAUAGGUGAAGGCUUCAGUUACUUUGAAAUUACAUCAUGUGAUCAGUAUACUGUACUUUCUGACCAUUUAUAAGGAAUCUUCCUUUCAGAAUGAAUAGUAUUGAAAUAUCGAACAAAAUCAUAAACAACAAAUGUAAAUGAGAUGAAAAACUGCACACUAUAGCAGUUGUUUAGGAGAGAAGAGAAUCUCACAGUAUAACAAUAAACAGAGUCCACUCAUACUGUAUUAUGAGGGAACCUUUGGGGAAUUCCAUUUGACAAUGAUGUCCCCCUGCCCAGUAGUUUUGUCUUUCCCUGUAGAUUAGAAUUACACAGCCAUGGUUUCCUUCAGUAAUGUCAAUGUAACCACACAUUAAAGGUUAUUGAUACUUAAACACUGAGAUUGAUAGAUGUUUAAUUAUACUGUAGCGGGUAGGAGAACUUAAAGUAUUACCACUGCAUGAAUUGUACCACAUUGACAUUAUAUAGCCAAGUUUUCAAUGGUAAACAUAAUAUUUGUUUGUUUCAUACAACACAGUGCUCUUACUGGUUGAGCAACGUAGUGUGUGACUGUUAGCUGAUCAAGGGGUGACAUUAUGAAUACAAGAAGUAUGAAUAAUCAGCUAGAAAUUGUGGUCCCAUGAUAUUGCUCAGUAAGGUUCAUUCAUCCUAUGUUUUAUAUAGGAAUAUUGGCUUUCACAAAGCAACAUCUGAGACACACAAUCAUUGAUUAUGUCACUUGUUUACCAGCGAGAAUCCGUUAUAAGCAUUUAAACAUUCUCCAUGUACUCUAACAGCUGUGUUGCUUGAUUAUGUCAGAAGUUACAAAUGGUCAGGGUUUGUGAGCCUGAGUGCUUUAUUGCCUAGGUUUUUGAAAUACUAGUGUAAGUACCACAUUGCAUAUUCUUUCAAUGCAAAGAAUCUGCAUUUAUAAAUGUAUUUAUAAAUAAUAAUGUAUUUAUAAAUACUAAUCUGUCAUAGAAGAUACAGCUAUUGUGAAGAUGGGCAAAUGAGCAUCCAGCUCUCGAAUCUUGUGCAAUUGAAAUUUCUAGAUUCUGUUUCUCGUAUAGUUUUGUGAAAUUGUGUUUGCCUGUGUUAUCAUGGGCUUUAAAUAUCCAAAUCUGCCUAAAGGAAGAAAGAUGGUGUGAGAAUCAGAAAUAAAAUUAUGUAUAAUUUUUAAUAUAAAGAAAUUGUAUAGCAGUGCAUGCACUUGUGGUUGUACUUUCCAAGUGAAAGAUGCUUAAUGAUGUAAGAGUUGUAUGGACUGCAGAAAAGUGUCAGGGUAUUGUUUUCAACGAAAUUGUAGAAUAUUGGGAACAUGUCAAGUUGUAGAGUGAAUGUCUAUUAGUGUUGCCAAAACUAAUGAACUUGACCAUGAAUUUAUUGUAUUAUGCCUUGCUUGGAAGAGUUGAGAAUUAGUGGAUUGUAUUAUUUUACUGCACUUGCAAGAAUAAUCUUAUAAUAGUAAGUAGAAGAGUUAGAUUGGAUAGAACUGAUAUAUUUUAAUUAGGCCAUUGAAAAUUUUUUAAGAAGAAUGUAUUCAUGAUUAUUACUGAUAUUACAAAACCCCGUAAACUCAAGGUCAGCUGGUAAACCCCCAGUACAACAGGGUGAAUCUCACAUAUGAGUGAAAUGUUUAUCUUAUGAUAAUAUUCAAGGCUAGGCUUGAUAAUACUGUACUAUAAAUGGUGAAUGUGGAGAAUGUGAAAAAAUAAAACUAAAAUUAAGAGACUCUUCCUGAGGGCAGAUUACAAGUGUUAUAAGACAGUUCUGGUUAUUUUUCACUUUUCACAAUGAGUAGGUACUUGAAAAUGAUGGCUCUUUAGUGCCUCUACAAUUAGCAAAUUACCCAAUUCAGGGACAAAGUAUCGGUUAACCAGAACCUCUCAUCGCACUUGUAAUUUGUGUUGCGACAAGGGAGUUUGCGCCUUACUGGGUUACUAAUUAAGGCUCAACAUCGCUCGUCACUUCACAUUUUCUACCAAAUAUAGUGUAAACAAUAAUGUAUCAUGAAUAAACCAUGAGAAAUA